Molecule: messenger RNA, 1038 nt
Organism: Scheffersomyces coipomensis
Lineage: Eukaryota; Fungi; Ascomycota; Pichiomycetes; Serinales; Debaryomycetaceae
Exons: 1
Coding region: 1-1038 (345 amino acids)
Source: RefSeq, a predicted model, not a curated record
AUGACAGAUAAUAUCAUUACUCAGGUCCAACCGGAAGCUUAUGCUCCAACCACACCAGCUCAUUAUGAAGAUAACAAUAAUGAUGUUGAUUAUAAUUCUAAGAUCCAUUUAAAUAUAAGAGGUAGUGAAUUCACUAUUACAAGAGAUGAAUUGAUGAGUUUACCUGAAAGUAUAUUAUUAUGUUUAUUUCCAAAUGGUGUAUUUUUAGAUGUUAAUAGUCAAAUCAUAACUAAUUUAACUGAAGAUGAUAUUGUAUAUGUUAAUUUCGAUCCAUCAUGUUUCCGAUAUAUUAUUGAUUCAUUUACUGAAGCUCAAAGACAAAUUCCAGAAAUGGCAACUCUUUCUCCAACCGUUAGUAUACCAAGUCGUCAUAGUCAAGAUAAUGUUUUACAACAUAAACCGGCUAUAAUAGUUUUAAGAGAAGAUUUGGAUUAUUAUGUUAUACCUCCUAUUGCGGGAUUAAAUGCUGAUCAUAUAAGGCGUCUUAAAUUAGGGGUAUCUAAACAAUUGAUUGAAAAUAAAUCCAUUUUUAGUGGUUUAGGUUAUGAUGUUGAAACAACUUCAACUGAACAUCAAAAAUUAGGUCCUGCUGAACAACAUUUAUUUGAUAUGUUAUGUUCAUCUGGUUUUAGUGCUAAAGGUUUAUGGGGAAGUAGAUCAAUUGAACCAUCAAAAUGUGUUAUACUGUCAUUACUGUUGGUUAGAUUAAAAUCAACUAGUCCAACUCCUCCUGAAUCACCAAAUUUAGCUCCAGUACUUUCAAAUGCUUCAGGUAGAUCAAGAUCUCGUAUAGCAUCAUUAGCCAAUAGUGCAUCAAGAGCAGCAUCAAGAUCAAUGACUCGAAAAAAACCAGUUGAUGCUAAUCAAACUAAAUUAUUAUUAUUUUGGAGAAAACCAGCAAGAAAAUGUUGGUGGUCAAAUCAAACUUUAGAAAUUCCAAUUGAUUCAAGUUUUAAAUUAAAAGAAAAAGAUAUGAAAGUUAAAGUUCAUAUUAGAAGAGUUUGGACUUUAGAAUUAUCAGUUAUUGGUGUACAAUAA